Messenger RNA from Rotaria sp. Silwood1, 558 nucleotides. The record is from the annotation of a GenBank genome assembly. Lineage: Eukaryota; Metazoa; Rotifera; Eurotatoria; Philodinida; Philodinidae.
AUGCUGGAAUUAGCUGAAUUUGUUCCGGAUGACAAGAGUGUUAAAGAAUUAAUUGCAAUCGCUCAGACAUACAAUAUUGCAAUUUUAGCUGAUCUAUUCGAAAACGAUAAUACAGAUCAAAUAUUUAAAACGCACAUAUGUGUCGAUAAAAAUAGUGUUGUAGCAAAAUAUAGAAAAUUACAUCCUUUCAUAAAUCCAAAUGUAACACCAGAAUAUAUACGAGCUACUAAUAUACUUGGUGCAGACAUUAUUUUUAUGUCUCAUGUUACAAUGUGCACUCCUUCAACAAGGCCUAAAGCAGGAUUUGUUGAUCGUAUGGAUGAAGAUCAGUUAAAAUAUGGUUGUUCAAUGAUUAUAGAUCUAUUUGGACAUAUUAUUGCAGAAUGUCGAAAACUUGAUAAUGAAGUAAUAAUAGCAACCAUUGUACCUGAGAAACUUACAAAAGCUGGUGGAUACAGAUAUAAAAAAGCAAGAAGACCUAAUCUGUAUAGAGAUACAGUUGGUCAAUCACAUAAUCUUGAACAAAAGGUAUUUUGGCUUAGCCCAGAAGAAAAUUAA